AGCGCUCGCAGGGUGUUCCAGGUUCGUCUUUGCCGGGUUCCUGGCGACCCUCGUGCCGCGCGCCCGGGGCCCUGCCUGCAUCCCCUUCCUGCACGCCCGGGCCGGGUUUUGGAUAUGGACCUUCUUCAGUUCCUGGCCUUCCUAUUUGCCCUGGAACUGUCUGGGAUGGGAGCCACAGGGACCCUGAGGACUUCCCUGCACCCGAGUCUGGAAAUCUACAAGAAGAUGUUUGAGGUGAAGCGCCGGGAGCAGCUCCUGGCGCUGAAGAACCUGGCACAGCUGGAUGACAUCCACCAGCAGUACAAGAUCCUCGAUGUCAUGCUCAAGGGGCUCUUUAAGGUGCUGGAGGACUCCAGGACGGUGCUCAUUGCUGCUGAUGUGCUCCCAGAUGGGCCCUUCCCCCAGGACGAGAAGCUGAAGGAUGCCUUCUCGCACGUGGUGGAGAACACGGCCUUCUUCGGCGACGUGGUGCUGCGCUUCCCCAGGAUCGUGCACCACUACUUCGACCACAACUCCAACUGGAACCUGCUCAUCCGCUGGGGCAUCAGCUUCUGCAACCAGACAGGUGUCUUCGACCAGGGGCCCCACUCACCCAUCCUCGGCCUGAUGGCACAGGAGCUGGGGAUCAGUGAGAAAGACUCCGACUUCCAGAACCCGUUUAAAGUAGACCGCACAGAGUUCAUUCCCAGCACCGACCCUUUCCAGAAGGCUCUGAGAGAAGAGGAGAAACGCCGGAAGAAAGAGGAGAAGCGGAAAGAGAUCCGAAAAGGCCCACGGAUCUCGAGAUCCCAGUCCGAGUUAUAGCCCCGGAGCAGCUCAGGGUCCGAGGGGCCAGGAGGAGGCCACGUGGGAGGAAGAGGCAGCAGCAGUGCAGCCGAGGUGCAGCGGCAGCAACUGUAUGGUGAGAGCCGCCCCGUGUAAUGGGAAGGCCACAUCUGCUUGUCGCCUGGGGAGCCAGAUCUGAGCCUAACUGAAGGGCCUGGACUUCCUCCCAGGGCCUCCCUGGAGGGACGCCGCAGGGGCCUUCAGAGGCUGCUGUGCUGCGGUUGUGACCUCGUGGAGACUACUGGCGGAGAGGGGAGGACCCUACUGGGCCCUCCUGGUGGGUGGAGCCCUUUGUGAGGGCAACAGAACAAGGCUUUGGGGCAUGAAGUUGCCACGCCUACUGCUGGCCCUACCCACUGUCAGUGAGCCCCCCUGGCACAGGUCCCAGCCCCUCUGCAGAGACAAUAAAAGCCAGCAAAUCCGAUGACUGAGGCUGGUUUGGGCCUAGGCCUCUGCAAGCCCUCCAGUGGGUGGGAGUGAGGGGCCCCAGGGACAUAGAAAGCAGCAAGGAGGAGGCCCGUCUCAUCGGGAGGAGCCCGGGCCCUCAUGGUCCCUCGUCAGCACUGCACUUGGCGAAGAUCAGUGUUGGGAAGGGACCCAAAAGUGUCCUGGGAGGGUGUUCAGCCCAAGGAGACCUUGGAGCAACAUGGCCUCUGUCCUCAGAAGCCUGAGGAGCAGUCAUUGAGCAGGGCCAGGGGAGGCUCAGCUUGUCCUCUCAGACAGCAUGCUCUGAGACCCUAGGCAUGUAGGUGGGGGCCGGCUGCAGCUCCGCAGGGGCUGUGCAUCUCACUGCCCCGGCUCGGUGGGAUGGUGAGCUCGUAGCCCCAGGAGACGUGAACCAGAGACCUGUGGCUGCAGGGCAGAGCAGCCUUAUGCUUUCUGCCCCUUCCAAGCAGAGGCGGGGGUGGGAGGCCCUAUA
Loxodonta africana (African savanna elephant) is the source of this 1744-nucleotide messenger RNA. RefSeq names its product coiled-coil domain containing 134 (gene CCDC134). NCBI's taxonomy places the organism in Eukaryota, Metazoa, Chordata, Mammalia, Proboscidea, Elephantidae. The transcript has 7 exons. The coding region runs from base 115 to 804 and encodes 229 amino acids. The record is from RefSeq and is a predicted model, not a curated record.